Molecule: messenger RNA, 2777 nt
Organism: Nothobranchius furzeri (turquoise killifish)
Lineage: Eukaryota; Metazoa; Chordata; Actinopteri; Cyprinodontiformes; Nothobranchiidae
Gene: pank2
Product: pantothenate kinase 2
Biological process (GO): coenzyme A biosynthetic process
Cellular component (GO): cytosol; nucleus
Molecular function (GO): pantothenate kinase activity; ATP binding
Source: RefSeq, a predicted model, not a curated record
CCACUUCAUCUUGACGGCUACCAUCGCGGAGCUCAGCCAUUUAAAACAGUCUAUUUAGCCAGCUAAUUACGCCUGCUAACAUUUGGUUUGUAUUUCCUUCAAAGGGUUAGAUGUUUAGCGAUUUAUUUAAAACGUGCACCAUAUAUGUAGUGAACUAGUUCAAUGGCGUUUAACGGCCACCAGCACGAUAAUGAGAUUGUGGACGAAGAUGAAACGCCUUCGAAGCUGCCGCGGUGCAACAAGGAGAUGCCCGGUCACCUCAGAAACGACCCCCAAAACGAGGCAGCCGCGCCCGCAGGACCUUCUACAUCCGACCGCUGGGCGUCCAACGCGACACCGAGGCAUCGGAAAGACUCGGUUAAAAAGACCAGGCCGCCAUUUCCGUGGUUUGGGAUGGACAUCGGAGGCACCCUGGUGAAGCUUGUUUACUUUGAGCCCAAAGACAUCACAGCUGAGGAGGAGCAGGAAGAGGUGGAGAACCUGAAAAGCAUCCGGCGCUAUCUAACCUCCAACAUAGCCUAUGGUACAACUGGCAUCAGGGAUGUACACCUGGAGCUGCAGGACCUGACGUUGUGUGGCAGGAAGGGCAACCUACACUUUAUUCGCUUCCCCACGCACGACCUCCCGGUAUUCCUACAAAUGGGUCGCAACAAGCAUUUCUCCAGCCUCCACACCACCCUCUGUGCCACAGGAGGGGGCGCUUACAAGUUUGAAAAUGACUUCCGUACGAUGGCGGACCUGCAGCUCCACAAACUGGAUGAGCUGGACUGUUUGGUCCGGGGGGUGCUGUACAUUGACUCAGUGAUGUCCAGUGGACCUUCUGAGUGCUACUACUUUGAAAACCCCACCGAUCCAGACCACUGUGUUCAGAAACCCUAUCUGCUAGAGAACCCAUAUCCUCUGCUGCUGGUGAAUAUUGGCUCUGGGGUCAGCAUCCUGGCCGUCUACUCGGAGAAUAACUAUAAACGAGUCACUGGGACCAGCCUUGGUGGUGGGACCUUCCUCGGCCUGUGUUGCCUGCUGACUGGUUGCUCUACUUUCGAGGAAGCUCUAGAAAUGGCUUCUGAAGGGGAGAGCACCCGUGUGGACAAGCUGGUUCGGGACAUCUAUGGAGGAGACUAUGAGAGGUUUGGGCUGCCGGGCUGGGCUGUGGCCUCAAGUUUUGGCAACAUGAUGUCCAAAGAAAAAAGAGAGUCGGUGUCCAAAGAGGACCUUGCAAGGGCAACCCUGGUCACCAUCACCAAUAACAUCGGCUCCAUCACCAGAAUGUGUGCUCUCAAUGAGAACAUUGAGCGAGUGGUGUUUGUUGGGAACUUCCUGAGAGUGAACACCCUUUCUAUGAAGUUGUUGGCGUAUGCCAUGGACUACUGGUCUAAAGGCCAGCUCAAAGCUCUCUUCCUCCGCCACGAGGGGUACUUUGGUGCUGUUGGAGCCCUGCUGGAGCUUCUGCAUCCGUCCUAAUCAGUCUUCGAACAGAAUAAACAACUCUUAUUUGAGGCAACAGCCGUGAGCACUUUAGACUGUUGGAAGGUUUUCUCUAGUGGCCUGCUCCCCCAGCCACCUAACAGUUACCGGUAAUGGGCAGGUUGUGGUUAGCCUGUUUUAAAGUCUUCAGAAGUCUACCUGGUUUGAAAGUUUUUUUUCAGUGUUGGAUACAGCUAAUUGUGACAUCGUUGAGAUUUAGUAUGAAACAUCAGGUGUUACACAAAGUAUUUUGUGAAUUACAUUCAUCAGACAGUCGUGAUCUGAAUCCUUACACCUUUUUGGGGUUUGGACCAAAAAUGCUUCUGAAGAACUCUGAUUUUGUCCUACAGAGGAACACAGACAACACUUGGUGUUUCACAACUUCAAGACUUUAUGAAAGUAAUUUAAACACUUGGUUAAUCACAGGAACUAGUCUUAAUAUCUAAAUUAUGGUCCUUUUACUGCAAACUGUGUGACAGUUUAAGCUCUUUGUAGUUCAGAUAAAAAUAAAUGUGAAAUGGUUAAAGAUCCAUUUUUUCUUAUUAUUUUCAGGAAUAUUUUUGUACUUUUUUUGUUCUAGUAGAGCUUUUGUCCAGACUUGACUCUGAAAAGGGUCAAAUACUGUUUCCUCUUCAUCCUCUGACUGAUUUAAUGUGGGUUGUUACUAAAUUGUUAGCAGUGAUGAUAUUCAAACACCAGAACUGAAAAUUAGACGGAGGCUGAAACAACACCAAAUCACAAAAUCUACAGUUUUUAGUUUCCUUUCUGAAGGCUGAUGCGGUCAAAAUGCUUUUAAGGAUACUAUUGCUUGUAAAAUAAUCAUCCACCUCCUGCACCAGAGCAUUUGCACAAUCCUCUAUACUACUGAAGUGCCUUCAGGCCAGUGCACGCAUGUCAGGAGAUGCUUGAGCAGAUGAUUAAAAUGAUAAACUUCUGUUUAAUCACACUCUAUACAGACUUAUUUUCUUUUCAUCUUUUAUGAAAUGCUGAGCCUUGUUGCUUCCUUCCAGUGGAGGAGUCAAACCUUUCACUUCUGUCUGUUUAAAUUCAGUGUGUACACCAGUAUCGAAGGCCUGAGCCAGUGAUCAGUCCAUUAGGGACCAAAAUCAACCAGAAACUGGUUUCAUCGUUUCGUCACUUACUGCAUCUGGAAACAGUAAUUCGACUGAAAGUGCCUGACAUGUUAAUAUGGGAUAAUGUGAGUUCAGUAAUCUUAUUUUUGUAUGUUUAUUUGUUUUUCUACAAGUCAGACUUGUUAUGUUUCCCAUGCACUUCUUAUUGAUUUGUCCCAAUAAAAAAAUGACAGAAUUCAA